Lactuca sativa (garden lettuce) is the source of this 2426-nucleotide messenger RNA. RefSeq names its product protein REDUCED WALL ACETYLATION 4. Gene Ontology annotation, cellular component: Golgi apparatus. Gene Ontology annotation, molecular function: acetyltransferase activity. Lineage: Eukaryota; Viridiplantae; Streptophyta; Magnoliopsida; Asterales; Asteraceae. Gene Ontology annotation, biological process: xyloglucan metabolic process; xylan biosynthetic process; plant-type secondary cell wall biogenesis. The record is from RefSeq and is a predicted model, not a curated record.
GUGUAUACAAACACAACCACCGUUUAACGGUUAAUUGAAUAUAUACAAAGACAAAGACAAAGACACCUCUUCCGAUCUUCAUUUCUUGAAGCAAACGACGACGUUAACUCCUACCCCACCCUACCAAUACAUUUCCUAGUUGUUGUUGCUUCAGAUCUCUACCUUCUUCUCCACUAGUAGUUAGGGUUUCAUUGUCUGAUCUCGCUUUUCUAUCUAUAUUAUUAGUAUUUCUCCAACUUAUAUACAUAUACUUGAGGAGAUUCGUACUUGUACAUCUGGAUAGAUCGAAUCAUCGAUGCGAAAAUUGAACUACGCAUCGUGAUUUGAUUUGGGUUUCUUCUGCUCUGUUGUUAAGGCAUUGGCGAUUCCCGAAUUGAAAUCCGCUUGUUUCAAUCAAAAUGGUGGCUUCUGGACCUCUUACACCUGGCCAGGUGUCCUUUUUGCUUGGAAUCAUCCCUAUAUUUGUCUCUUGGAUUUAUUCUGAGUGGCUUGAAUACAAGAAGUCUUCUUCCCCAUCUAAACUACAUUCAGACAAUAGUUUGGUUGAAUUGGAAACUGUUGCAACUAAGGAAGAUGAUCGAGUUGUUUUGCUUGAAGGAGGCCUCACAAAGUCUGCAUCAAUGAGACAACCUGCUGCUUCCAUUAAAGCAAACUUAAUUAGAUUUGUUACAAUGGACGAGUCCUUUUUACUUGAAAAUCGAGCAACCCUAAGGGCAAUGUCAGAAUUUGGGGGAAUUAUAUUCUAUUUCUACUUAUGUGAUCGAACCCAUUUGAUUCCAGAAUCUACAAAGAGCUACAAUCGGGAUCUUUUCCUGUUCCUUUACAGUCUUCUUAUCAUUGUUUCAGCAAUGACUUCUCUUAAAAAACAUGGUGACAAGUCAGCAUUUUCAGGAAAAUCAAUACUUUAUCUCAAUAGACAUCAAACAGAGGAAUGGAAAGGAUGGAUGCAGGUUCUGUUUUUAAUGUAUCAUUACUUUGCUGCUACUGAGAUAUACAAUGCCAUUCGUGUUUUUAUUGCUGCAUAUGUCUGGAUGACUGGUUUUGGAAACUUUUCCUAUUACUACAUCCGAAAAGAUUUCAGUGUUGCAAGAUUUUCUCAGAUGAUGUGGAGGCUGAAUUUUUUUGUGGCAUUUUGUUGUAUAGCUCUUAACAAUGAUUAUAUGCUCUAUUAUAUAUGUCCUAUGCAUACCCUUUUUACCCUUAUGGUUUAUGGAGCACUUGCUAUUGGAAGCAAAUAUAAUGAGAUAAGAUCAGUGAUGAUUAUGAAGCUCAUUGCAUGCUUUCUUGUUGUCAUUUUGGUGUGGGAAGUUCCUGGAGUAUUUGACUUAGUGUGGGGCCCUUUUGCAUUCAUAUUAGGUUACAGUGAUCCUGCAAAACCAGAUCUCCCUAGGUUACAUGAGUGGCAUUUUAGAUCUGGGCUAGAUCGAUACAUCUGGAUUAUUGGAAUGAUUUAUGCAUAUCUUCACCCUAAUGUUGAAAAAUGGAUGGAAAAACUUGAGGAGUCAGAUAGCAAGAGGAGACGCACUGUUAAGGCAUCCAUUGUUUCUGUAGCUGUUUUGGGGGGUUAUAUGUGGUAUGAGUAUAUAUACAAGUUGGAUAAGGUUACAUACAACAAAUAUCAUCCCUACACAUCAUGGAUACCUAUAACUGUCUACAUUUGCUUGAGGAAUUUCACUCAACAUCUUCGUAAUUACUCAUUAACUCUAUUCGCGUGGCUUGGUAAGAUCACUUUAGAGACAUACAUUUCUCAAUUCCACAUCUGGCUAAGAUCGGAUAUCCCCAAUGGACAACCAAAGUGGCUUCUCUCAUUCAUCCCAAAUUAUCCGAUGCUCAAUUUCAUGCUUACAACCGCACUCUAUGUCUUGAUAUCUUGUAGGCUUUUUGAAUUGACGAAUACGUUGAAAUCGGUUUUUAUACCAACGAAAAACGACCGACAAUUGCUUUACAAUUUUCUUGCUGGAACAACAAUUUUUGCGGGUUUAUACUUCAUUGCAUUCAUUGUUGUUCAGAUUCCUCAAUAACUUUGGCACGAUGGGGUCCAUAUUUCUUGUUUACAAACACGAAACAAAUAUACAUGGAGCACAAAAAUCCAUCUAUACAUCUAAACUUGACACGUGUCUCCAACAAUUUUGGAGAAAAUCGUGACCGUUGAUUUCCAAUAGUCUACAUAUUUGGAUGCUUUCGCCCUUUUGAAACGUUAGCGAGCAAUUAAGAUGUCAUAGUAAAAAAGUAAUUCUUUUGUAAUUUUUUCAAUUUGUGUACUUUAGUUUGUUGAAAAUGAAGCCAAAAAAAAAACAUGUAAGUAUUUGUAAUUUAGAUUUGUGGGAAAGUAUUUGGAAACAAAAAAGGAAGCCAUUGGCUCAUGUUUUGUAUUGCAUUAUUAAAGGUUCAAUAUCAUGCUUUUGGGGGUUUUUUAGUGGGUCAAA